AACAAUAUUUACUUUGUAGAAACUUUAGGUUAUGAUUCUAUCGAAGAUAAUUAAUGAUGGGAGAUAUUAAUCCUUGGGACUCAGAUUUCGAUCUGUUAGAGUCAAUAAGCAGUCACCUACUUGAAGAUAAUUUUGAAGCUUCAAUGGGCUUCACCACGGCGUUUCAGGGAAAUAAUAUUGCGCCACCUCCGGUGUAUCUCCGGAGUUCAAGCUCAAGCUUCUCAUCGGAACCGCUUGGGUUAACGAAUGGGGCUAAGCCGGAGCCUUCUGUGGAUGAUGUGUUGAUGGAAGAGACGAAUGUGGAGGGGCCUCAAUUACCCAACGCGCUGCCAAAGAUGGAGCAUUAUAGGGGAGUGAGAAGGCGGCCGUGGGGGAAGUAUGCGGCGGAGAUCAGAGACCCUAAGAAGAAUGGAAGCAGGUUGUGGCUAGGGACUUACGAGACGCCGGAGGACGCAGCCCUGGCUUAUGACCAAGCAGCUUUUAAGAUGCGUGGCUCAAAAGCUAAGCUGAAUUUUCCUCACUUAAUCGGCUCGGGUAACUUGAAGGAGCCAAUUAGAGUCAAGCCCAAGCGCCGCUCUCCCGAGCCAUCAACAUCUUCGUUCAAUAAUGGCUCUCCAAAGCGUAGAAGAUGAAAAUCAUUUACUCCUACCACUAAAAGUACCAAUAAUUAUUUCCAAUUGUUUUUUUGUUUUGUUUUUCAAUUAAGAACAAAAGAUAAGUGUUAAUGUUGCAUAGAGUUGGAAAAUUAAUGUCUUAAUUUUCCGUUUUGUUCGUAAUGUACGAUGAUAAAUUUAUCAAAGAACAUUAAUUACUGUUGAGAUUUUGGUUGUAAUUUUUUAAGCUUCAUAUAUAAGAUAAUUAU
Durio zibethinus is the source of this 862-nucleotide messenger RNA. RefSeq names its product ethylene-responsive transcription factor 2-like. Gene Ontology annotation, biological process: regulation of DNA-templated transcription; ethylene-activated signaling pathway. The record is from RefSeq and is a predicted model, not a curated record. Gene Ontology annotation, molecular function: DNA-binding transcription factor activity; DNA binding. Lineage: Eukaryota; Viridiplantae; Streptophyta; Magnoliopsida; Malvales; Malvaceae.